GUAAAGUUUCAGGCGAGCAAACUCAUUGACAAUUCUUUUACUUCACCAGUGACUACGAACUUUUUAAAUAAUCAUCAUCAUCUGGCACUCGUUCACGAGUAUUGGUUGGAACGUUUCUCCUUAAACGCGUCAUUUCGUUCUAAUGUAGCGCGCACACAGUGAUGCCGCAACCCAAUUUGAAGAGGGCACCAACUCCGGUGCGAACAGCGGCUCCCUUCGCUCCACACGACGCGAUGGUCGCAUCACAGAAAGGUCACAUAGAGAACCUAGUGCAGAAGACUCGGAAUUUGGAACAUACCAUCAAGAAGUUGAACGAUGAAUUCAGUCUUGAACAAACUCGCGCCAAGGACACUGUCAAUGCCAUUAAACAACAAUGGCAAGCAGAGCAAAAGGAGUGGCACGCUGGUUGCGAUGCUUUACAGGCGUGCCAUAGGAUUGCUCAUCUCAAAACGACAUACGCUCUGGACGACGAACGAAUCGCAGUGCUCAAGGAACGCGCAAUUGCACGGCGCGAGAGGCUUGCACGUAUACAAAGGGAUUACAAGAUCACCAUGUUCCAGGCUAGGGAGGCAGAAUUGGAAAGUCAAUUGGAGGACCUUCAGGCAGAUCUCGACUCUCGAGUGGCUGAAACAGAGUCUUCGCUUAAAUCUCGUGAUCAACAGUACCAAAAGACUAUCCUCGACUUACAAACAAGAGACGCGACGCUUUCAUCCGAGUUGAAGCUGAAGUCGGACGAAAUUGUAGCAGCUCACAAGCAACGCGAAGAUGUCGAGGAUGAACUGCGUCGACUACGAGAAGCCCAAGCAGACGCAGACGCGACGAGUGUUACAAAUGUGUCCAAACUUUCCCGGAUAACUGUGCAACGUGAUGGUCUACAAGCGAGGGUGACUCAACUCGAGCGAGAGCUUGAGGAUCACAAGGAUAAUAAUGCUAAGUUGCAACGUCAACUUGACAAUUGGCAAGGCUUGAAGAAAGGUGAUGAUGCAGAUAUGGAGAUAUCGCGGAAGAAGAACGUCGAGUUAGAGGCUCAAUUAAGGGAAGUGAAUGCAGUGAUCCAAGAACGUGAUAAAGCGCUCGAGAAGGAGAAAGGUCGCACCACUAAACUUAAGGAAGUCCUCCAUGAGUGGAAGACCGAAGCCGGAGAGCAGAGCACGCUCCUGAAACAGGCUGAUGAUGAAGCUACAGAUGCGAAAAAGGCGGCAGAAAAACUUGAGCAAGAGAUAUUAGACUUGAAGGCUCAGCUAACUGCUGCACUCAAAACAUCCGCUGCUCCAAAGAGCAACACAACGUCUCCUCCUAUCCUUUUGGCAUCAGAAGAGGAGGCUGAUCGACCUCGCCCGAAACCCAAACCCAGACCUAAACCAGUCAAGCGCUCGAAGCCAGUUGACAGUGACAUUGAAGUAAUUGAGCCUUCCGCCAAAGCGAAAGGUAAACGAAAGGCACAUCAGGAAGACAGUGCCGAUGAAAAACCUGCAGCAGAGAAAGCAAAGCAUGCACGAGCAAAAAAGGCCGCCUCCGCGUCAAAUGAGAAGGCACCAAAGAAACGUACUCUUGAAUCCGAAGCCAAGAACCAGAAGAAAGCUGCGGAGUCGUUGCGAACAAAGACAUCAAAAUCUGCUGCUGUUGCAGAUAGUGCCGCAGAAGAUGACCAAGAUCCGGCACCUAAGAAGAAGAAACGGAAGCUCAAUGUAGGCAUCUUCCCUUCUACGCAACAACAGCCUCCGGUGUUUCACUGGGACCAGGGUGAACUCGGCCUAGGAAUCCCUACCGAGCUGUCGCCUGUGAAAGAUGCGCCGCGACGAUUACAUCCAUCAAGCACAGGACCAAGUUUCACCAAAACUCGCGGAUGAAGUUUGUCCCAUGUGGAUGGAUGCACGGCAGCUGACUGGAGUCUUUGAUGUGAUCGAUGAACGUCAUGUUUGAUCUUGAAUCCUGGUGACUGGCGAGUCGUUGGUCACAGCUGUAAGGGCCCAAAAUAUGCUUAUGAACCCGCAAACGGC
Suillus plorans is the source of this 2000-nucleotide messenger RNA. RefSeq lists its product as uncharacterized. Lineage: Eukaryota; Fungi; Basidiomycota; Agaricomycetes; Boletales; Suillaceae. The record is from RefSeq and is a predicted model, not a curated record. The transcript has 5 exons. The coding region runs from base 162 to 1850 and encodes 562 amino acids.